GCGACUCUUCGCUGACCGGGACUACAAUUCCUUCUCUCCCAAUCCAUCCCAACCCUUUAAUUCCCUCCACCCCCUCUUGACCGACUGAAUUGACACCCCGGGGAUCCACUCUAUUUUCUUUUUUUCCCGUCCUUAAAACCACCCGCAUUCCCUAUUAGACCCCUCCCCGCAUUCACUACCGACAUCAUGGAACAUAUCAAGAAGACGUUUGCCAAGGCUAAAGAGGAGAAGCGCGCCGCUCUCGUGGCGUACAUCACUGCAGGAUACCCGACCAUAGAUGAGACUGUGGAUAUCCUUCUUGGUUUGGAGAAUGGAGGCGCCGACAUUAUUGAAAUGGGUGUACCAUUCACUGACCCCAUUGCGGAUGGUCCCACCAUCCAGACCGCUAACACUAAAGCAUUGGAGAACGGCGUCACAGUUACAACGGUGCUUGAGAUGGUCCGGGAGGCCCGCCGCAGAGGCCUCCAAGCACCCAUCCUUUUGAUGGGUUAUUAUAACCCGAUGAUGCGGUAUGGUGAGGAGCGUAUGCUCAAGGACUGUAAGGAGGCGGGUGUCAAUGGUUUCAUCAUGGUCGAUUUGCCCCCGGAGGAGGCUGUUCGUUUCAGAGAGCAUUGCACGAGCAAUGGUCUGUCUUAUGUUCCCCUUAUUGCGCCUGCGACUUCGGAGUCCCGUAUGAAGCUCCUAUGCAAGAUCGCCGACUCUUUCAUUUAUGUCGUCUCAAGAAUGGGUGUUACCGGUGCCACCGGAAAGCUCAGCGCCAACCUGCCUGAGCUUUUGUCUCGUGUUCACAACUGGUCCGGAAAUGUGCCUGCCGCACUAGGAUUCGGUGUUAGCACACGUGAACAUUUCCUGACCGUGCAGGAUAUUGCCGAGGGUUGUGUUAUUGGUAGCCAGAUCAUCACAGUCUUGGGUCAAGCGCCUGCUGGUCAGGCCGCCAAGCAUGCCGAGGAGUACCUCUCCAGUGUUACCGGUCGUAAACUCGAGAGAGACGCUCAAGGUGCGGUUAUACGUCAGGUCAAUGUAUUAGAGUUUGUGGAAAAGAACCAGGAACCCGCCAUUUCACAACCCACGGCAGUUGUUACGGAUGUUGAUGCCCCUUCGGGCCCUGGAUUGGCUGAUCAGCUUGAUGCUCUGAAUGGUACUGGAAACCCUGCUGCGCAACCGCAGCGUUUUGGUGAGUUCGGUGGACAGUAUGUUCCCGAAUCCCUCAUGGACUGCUUGGCCGAGUUGGAACGAGGAUUUUCGGAAGCUUUGAACGAUCCUAAGUUCUGGGAGGAGUACCGUUCCUACUACCCAUACAUGGGUAGACCUAGCAGUCUCCACCUUGCGAACCGCCUCACGGAGCAUGUUGGAGGCGCAAACAUCUGGUUGAAGCGCGAAGAUCUCAACCACACCGGAAGUCACAAGAUCAACAACGCAUUAGGCCAGAUUCUCCUCGCCCGGAGACUGGGUAAGAAGAGAAUUAUCGCUGAAACAGGCGCUGGUCAGCACGGUGUCGCUACUGCGACCGUCUGUGCUAAGUUCGGCAUGGAGUGUGUGGUUUACAUGGGUGCAGAAGAUGUUCGUCGUCAAGCCUUGAAUGUUUUCCGUAUGAAGCUCCUUGGUGCCUCUGUGGUGGCUGUUGAUGCUGGAAGUCGGACUUUGCGUGAUGCCGUGAACGAGGCCCUUCGUGCCUGGGUUGUUGACUUGGAUACCACCCACUACAUUAUCGGCUCUGCCAUUGGACCUCACCCCUACCCUCUCAUUGUACGCACUUUCCAGUCCGUCAUUGGUGACGAGACUAAGCAACAAAUGAUGGAGCAAAUCGGAAAGCUGCCCGAUGCAGUUGUCGCUUGUGUUGGUGGUGGCAGCAACGCCGUCGGCAUGUUCUACCCCUUCUCUAAGGACACCAGCGUCAAACUCCUCGGUGUUGAAGCUGGUGGCGACGGUGUCGAGACUGAAAGACACUCCGCCACUCUGUCCGGUGGCAGCAAGGGUGUGUUGCACGGAGUUCGUACUUACGUUCUGCAAAACGAGCACGGUCAAAUUUCCGAGACUCACUCCAUCUCCGCCGGUCUCGACUACCCGGGCGUCGGCCCCGAACUCAGUAACUGGAAGGAUAGCGACCGUGCCCAGUUCAUCGCCGCGACCGACGCUCAAGCCCUCGCCGGUUUCCGCGCUCUCUCCCAAUUCGAAGGUAUUAUCCCCGCCCUGGAAUCCUCGCACGCCAUUCACGGCGCCAUUGAACUGGCCAAGACCAUGAAGAAGGGCGAGAACAUCGUCCUCAACCUCAGCGGUAGAGGUGACAAGGAUGUCCAGAGUGUUGCCGAUGAGCUUCCCCGUCUCGGCCCUAAGAUCGGCUGGGAUCUGCGCUUUUAAACGCAUAACAAGCGAAAAAUUUAAAACACAUAUCUACUCUUAGACAUUUCGGCUUCGCAUGACAAGCCCUACGGUUGACUGGCUCGAUAGACGUUCGUCGAUGAGUGAUAAAAUAAGAGAAAAAGUUAAAAGUUUCAUUCUGCGUUUGUUUUAUGACGUCUAUCGUAAUUCGUUGUAUUAAGGUCUGGUUUGGAUAUCCAUCGUUGGCAGGUGUUUAGAUUCUUUUCUUUCUUAUUCCUAUCGCUUCUUCUCGCCCUAAUAGAUCGGUAGUAGUAGUAGUAGUAGUAGUUGUUAAUUUCUUACCUACUAUUAAGCCAUGGCUGCAGCGUUCCUGAUUCC
Messenger RNA from Aspergillus alliaceus, 2697 nucleotides. It is a transcript of the gene trpB, whose product is annotated as tryptophan synthase TRP5. Gene Ontology annotation, biological process: L-tryptophan biosynthetic process. Gene Ontology annotation, cellular component: cytoplasm. Lineage: Eukaryota; Fungi; Ascomycota; Eurotiomycetes; Eurotiales; Aspergillaceae. The record is from RefSeq and is a predicted model, not a curated record. Bases 187 to 2358 code for a protein of 723 amino acids. Gene Ontology annotation, molecular function: tryptophan synthase activity. The transcript is spliced from 3 exons.